AUGGCGGCAGCUGCGGCGGCGAGCGGGGCGACGGCGGCGGUGGAAAGCGUGGUGGUGGUGCACAACGUGGCCAAACGGCACAACGUGGGGACGCUGGCGCGGAGCGCGACGGCCUUUGGCGACAAGAGGGGGUGUGACAUUUGCGGCGUGGAGAUCACCGACGACGCGCUGCCUGUGACGGCCCACCCGUUCCGCAGGAGCACCGCGUUCCUCUUCGGCAAUGAGAGGGGGGCCCGGAUGGAGAUUACUCAACUUCAAAUAGUCAACAUAUGCAAUCACAAAUGUGUCAUCGCCGCGCAUUCAAUCAUUUUGUACUUUCCAUAUUGUGCAAGUACCAUGUCAGUGUCUGCUGAUUGUGUCAUUGUUGGUACAGGACUCUCACAAAAGGAGUGUGAGGUCUGUGACUUCUUCGUCUACAUCCCUCAGUAUGGUGGCGGAACUGCAUCACUCAAUGUUACCGUUGCAGCAUCGAUUGUUCUCCACCACUUCGGGGUCUGGGCAGGCUUUCCUGAAAGAAGCCGAGAAGGCAGUAAAUUUGUGGUUGCUGAGAAACCAAAGGGGCAGUCGAGGGGGCUCUACUGCUCAGAUUCAAUAGAAGACGUGAUUGAAGAGCGAAAGGCACGCAGAGAAAAUGCCUGCGAUAUAUUCGAGGAAAAUGGAAGUAGCCAUCCGCAAGAAUCAAAUGGUCUAGGAAUGAUGUUUACAGACUAA
Messenger RNA from Triticum turgidum subsp. durum (durum wheat), 711 nucleotides. Lineage: Eukaryota; Viridiplantae; Streptophyta; Magnoliopsida; Poales; Poaceae. The record is from the annotation of a GenBank genome assembly.